Pseudogymnoascus verrucosus is the source of this 1287-nucleotide messenger RNA. RefSeq lists its product as uncharacterized. The record is from RefSeq and is a predicted model, not a curated record. The transcript has 4 exons. The coding region runs from base 391 to 1077 and encodes 228 amino acids. NCBI's taxonomy places the organism in Eukaryota, Fungi, Ascomycota, Leotiomycetes, Thelebolales, Thelebolaceae.
CUGAGGUCAACCAGCACGCAAGAUGAGGAAUAUGAUAGCGCGCCUAACGCAGCAUUAGGAGGGCACAACCGAUUCUCAAGAACUGAGACCCCGUCUACACUUCGAAGUCUUCGUAUCUGAAUGAUAGACAUAGCGUGGAAUCUGUGCCCCUUGCCGCCUUAUGGGGUGAAGCGAGGGUGAGCAUGGUAAGCAGGGUGAGCAGGGUAAGCACGGUGAGCAGAGUAAGCAGGGUGAGCGGGGUGAGGCGACGCAACAUUCUCGUGUCAACUUCGUGACUCGCGUCAAUCUCGUAAUAGAUCCGUCGAAAGGUGUUGUCGCUAGCAAUUCCCCAUAUCCCGACGUAGUCUUUUCAAUUUCUACAGAGAAAUUUAUCUGCGACAAGAGGGAGCCAUGGCGCCUGAAUCUCCUCUGGGCGAGUCAGUGAUCUCUGGACCUUUCAGCUUGUACGAGGGGAGUUUCAUUUUAGAGUUUUUGGAGCCACAUCCCUCGAGAGAUGCAACAGUUCUGAUAAGAGCAACGUACAAACACGACCACCCUCUCUGCAAACAAGGCAAAGGUCAUCCUCAGGCACCGCCUCUCCACCUCCAUUUCAAUCAAUCAGAGACUUUCCAGGUCCUCCAAGGCCAAGUAGCCACCGUCGAGGGAUGGUCUGUAACCACGAAGGUCUAUACCCGAGAGGACGGGCCGCAUGAGAUCAAGCCAUGGGUACCUCAUAGCUUUAACCCCGUGUCAGAUAGCCCUGAAGAUACCGUCCUGCUGGUCUGGGCGCACCCUGACGACGUCGAUGAGAUGAUGGACAGAGUCUUCUUUACAAACUUGCUGAUGUACGUCAGCGACGUGCAUGAGAAGAAGGUUUCGCUAAACCCGUUCCAGAUCAUGCUAACCCAGCAUGUUUCUGCCACUGCCAUGGUAUGGUUUCCUACCGCGACGUGGCUGGGCCCGCUGCGCUGGUGGGUACCGUGGAAGGUGCAAGCCUUGUUUGCUGCGGCAGGGAGAUUGAUGGGGUUGACCCCUAUGAUGAAGAGGUAUACCUCGGAUGAAGAGUUUGCAGAGAUUCAGAAGACGAAGAGGACUUGAAGGGUCGUUCUAUGAAGGGUCGUUCUAUACCUAAGAAAACGUGUCGAUCCCGUAGAUACAUCGUUUGUAAUUCCAGAUUCUUGACGCUAUGCAGGAGCUGGAUUCCAUCUUACAUGCUUUACCUUUGAGUUUAUAUUUCUAUUUUAUAUAAUGCUUCUAGAUAUGGUUCCAUUGCAGUGUAUUAGAGAAGUAGCAGGUACCGCUAGCGAC